This is a messenger RNA of Bombyx mori (domestic silkworm), 717 nucleotides long. RefSeq lists its product as uncharacterized. NCBI's taxonomy places the organism in Eukaryota, Metazoa, Arthropoda, Insecta, Lepidoptera, Bombycidae. The transcript is spliced from 3 exons. Bases 44 to 424 code for a protein of 126 amino acids. The record is from RefSeq and is a predicted model, not a curated record.
AACGAAACGUUCAAAUAUCAAUUUUGGUAUUGCAAAAAAAAAAAUGUAUUCCCGUUUUGUUUUUAUGUGUUUCGUACAGAUUUAUUUGAUUGAACUUUGUUGCUCAAAUUCAAAGGAUCUGCAUUUGAAUAAGGUCAGCACACACUCGAAUAAUAAUGAAAUGAAAAUAGACAAGGAUAAUAAAUACGAUGAAAUGAUAUCGAAGAACGAGAGAUUCGCGAGACACGCUGAAGCCAUAACGGAAAAUGUAGCAGAACACAUCUUAAAAGAAAUAAACAGAAAGUACCCCAAAACGGAUAAAAGAAAACGGAAAUUGUUGAGCGCAUUGAAAAAGAAAUAUGGAAGACAGAAAGAAAAGACACAAAAAAGAAAGAUGACUAAAAAUGAAAACCGAAAGAAAAUGACGACGAGGAAUUCGAAUUAAAAAUGGUUAUUAAAGAUUGAGAGAAAGAAUUGUUAAUAGAUGUUUUUAUUAGUACGAUCUAAAGGUUCAUAUGGAAUGCUGACCCUAAAAAAUAACUGCAAAGCUUAAAUAAUGAAGGAAUUUGGGAUCUAAGUUAUUAAGUUCAGGAUAAAAAACAAAUUAGCUUUAUUCACGAAAAGCUGACAUCUCAUCUUUCAUUAGAUUUUUUGGUCGCCACUGCGAUUUUAGUUAACUCUUCACUUUAAUGGUAAGGAUAUUUCUUGUUAAUAAAGAUUUGGAGAUAGUUCGAAAAA